AUGUACAACUUAUUUCUGAUCAAUUUCUUUGAUCAAUCUUUCGUCAAUAUCGUCGAGGAUUAUGUUCACGGUAUUAGAACUUCAAAGAAACUUUUUUCUUUAUCAGCUUAUUACGAAUCUCAACUUCGAUAUUGGUACAUUUUUGGAACUAAAUUUAUUCCAAUUUUCGCUUAUUCUGCUUUAAUGUUUUUCGGAAAUCGAGUUCAUUUAAUGAUUUACAAUCUUUGUACUUUCAAUGGUAAUGAUGUCCAACUCAUGAUUAAGAGACUUGGAAUACUUGAUCGAUUGUCUUAUCGAAACAUUGGUAUUUAUUUGAAUGGAACUAUUUUGCUCUGUAAUCAUUUCACUCUAUUGCUUGCCAAUAAUGUCGCGUUAAUCUUUGGGUAUUUAGCUCGACCUGCUUCCCCUCACCAUGAUGGAAGUACUUUCACCAAUACUCGUGGGUCACUUUUCUGCAUAGUGACUGGUAUUAAUAUUCACUAUUGGUACUUGGCCUCGUUUUCUUGGAUGAACGUAAUGGCCUACGAUGCAUGGAAAUCAUUCAAACGAACCCACGAACGAUUAUCUAAUUCAAUGGUUCACUUUCUUAAAUACUCACUCUACUCGUGGUUAGUUCCAACAGUGAUUGUCCUCAUCUCGGUGGCAGUUGAUCUCUCCAAUCUACCGAAUGAAUAGCGUUCAAUGUAUGGACAACGAAUCAGUUGGAUAAGCACUCGACAGUCGCUUCUGACCUUUUUCGUGGCUCCCGUUUCCUUGAUUAUUAUUGUCAAUUUAAUCUUUUUCUCCUUGACAACUUAUUUUCUUCAUCGAGCUAAACGAUCAACUCGAAUCGUAAUCAAUUCGAAAUCGAGUCAAGAAAAUUCUCAAAGUUAUUCACUUUAUGUUCGAUUGGCGACAUUAAUGGGACUAACUUGGAUCUUUUGGUUUUUCGCAGCAUUUUCGGGUUUCAAUAGUCUCUGGUAUCUAUUCAUCCUCUUGAAUGGACUACAGGGUGUUUUCAUCUUCUUCUACUUUAUCUGUAAGCCGGAAGUUUUUACAGCGUUUCGCGAACAGAUCGGUUUCUACCUCCAUGGACAUGAAGUUGUCUCUCGAAACUCAACAAGUCGGACAACCGGAAGUAUUUCACUUUUACCACAAACAUCAGCAGCCACAUUAUUAUAAUCAAAGUUUGAAUCUCAUAAGAACAAUGAUUUCUUUUAAUCUUAAUGAACCUCAAAUGAAAUGUCUUAAU
Molecule: messenger RNA, 1231 nt
Organism: Panonychus citri (citrus red mite)
Lineage: Eukaryota; Metazoa; Arthropoda; Arachnida; Trombidiformes; Tetranychidae
Product: probable G-protein coupled receptor Mth-like 1
Exons: 4
Biological process (GO): G protein-coupled receptor signaling pathway; cell surface receptor signaling pathway
Cellular component (GO): membrane
Molecular function (GO): G protein-coupled receptor activity
Source: RefSeq, a predicted model, not a curated record